Messenger RNA from Synchiropus splendidus (mandarinfish), 2556 nucleotides. It is a transcript of the gene angptl1a, whose product is annotated as angiopoietin-like 1a. The transcript is spliced from 6 exons. The record is from RefSeq and is a predicted model, not a curated record. Gene Ontology annotation, biological process: cell surface receptor protein tyrosine kinase signaling pathway. The coding region runs from base 307 to 1770 and encodes 487 amino acids. NCBI's taxonomy places the organism in Eukaryota, Metazoa, Chordata, Actinopteri, Syngnathiformes, Callionymidae.
GGCUGUUGAAUCAUGCCAGCGCCCAGGGGCCAGGACAGCUGAGUCCACACUGAGGAGAACAUCUGAGGGAAGACAGCCUUUUUCUACAUUUCAUUUACAGAGCUGAAUUACUUUAUGUGGACACAAAAACAGAGGAUAAAAAGCAAGAGAUGAGACCUGGGCGUUGCUGCUUGGUGAAGGCACACCACAGCACACACGUGAACCUAUAACAGCAAGACACACACUCCACCUGCAGCUAACAAAGGGAAAGCUAGUUGGUGGGCCUGCUGUAAGGUGUUCAUCCAUCCACAUAAAAUUCCAGCAGCAAUGCAGGGGCUGAUGUGGAGUCUCUUCACACUGAUCUGCCUCUCACUCUGGCAGGAAAGUUACUGCAAGAACUCCAGGGAAGCCCGAAGGACCAAAGAGCCGUUGCUCCACAGGACUAAAAGAGCUCCUAUGGAUCCCGAUGCAAAAAGGUGUUCAUACACCUUUCUUGUCCCAGAGGAAAGGAUCACAGGUCCCAUAUGUGCCAGCACCACAGGUCCAGAGCCCGACAAGGAUAGAGUGACCCGCAUGGACAUUUCAGAUGUGCGGGAUGUGCUCAACAAACAGAGACGAGAGAUUGAGACACUACAGCUGGUGGUGGAUGUUGAUGGUAACUUAGUCAAUGAGAUGAAGCUACUCAGGAAGGAGAGCAGGAACAUGAACUCGAGGGUGACCCAGCUCUAUAUGCAGCUGUUGCAUGAGAUCAUCAGGAAAAGAGACAACUCUCUGGAGCUUGCCCAGCUGGAAAAUCGGGUCCUCAAUGUGACAUCUGAGAUGAUGCGGCUGGCUUCAAGAUACAAGGAGCUGGAAACUCGAUUUGCAACAAUGGCUGGAGUCGUCAACAACCAGUCAGUCCUUAUCUCUGCACUUGAGGAACAGUGUCUAAGAACUCUAGGACGUGGUGAGCUGCCAGUCGGUCCUCCACUGGUGCAGGUAGUACCACAAAACAUUCCAGUAAACAACCGUUUCACCAAUGAGAUUCAGCGUGACAGUAAUAAGAGAGCCAUCUCCAGGGGAUCCCGCAUGAAUUCUCCCACAGCAAGCCCUUUUGGGAUUGACCCUCCACCCCCACAGGGAACUCUCACAUCAGACGGUCCUUUCAAAGAUUGUUAUGAGGUGCGACUAGCUGGUCACACAACCAGUGGAAUGUAUCUCCUGAAGACUGACAGUAGUGACAGACUGAUCCAGGCCUGGUGUGAACAUGGCCUUGACAACGGAGGAUGGACUGUGUUGCAAAGAAGAAAAGAUGGCUCAGUGAAUUUCUUUCGCAAUUGGGAAAACUAUAAAAAAGGUUUUGGAAACAUAGAUGGUGAACACUGGCUAGGCCUGGAGAACAUCUACAACCUAGGGAAACAGCGGGACUACAAGCUCAUGGUGGAAUUGGAGGAUUGGACUGGAAAGAAAGUGUAUGCCGAGUACAGCAGCUUUCGUCUGGAGGCGGAGAGUGAGGGUUAUCGACUGCGGCUGGGAACCUACCAAGGCAAUGCUGGAGAUUCCUUCAGUAGCCACAACGGCAAACAGUUCACAACCCUAGAUCGAGACAAGGAUGCUUUUUCAGGUAAUUGCGCCCACUUCCACAAGGGUGGAUGGUGGUACAACGCGUGUGGUCAGACCAACCUGAAUGGUGUGUGGUACAGUGGUGGUGUGUACCGCAGCAAAUUUCAAGACGGAAUCUUCUGGGCGGAAUAUGGUGGAGGCUUUUACUCACUCAAGUCAGUGCGUCUGAUGAUACGACCAAUUGACUAAACGUUUGUCAGUUGCCGGGAAAGAGCCAAAGACUCAUCACUUCACACCACUGAGCAUAGAGGCAAAUGAAGAAUGGAUAUAAAUCAUCUGUGCCUUUUUUAAGUUGGAUAAGGCAUGUUUUGAUUUGUUUGUUUUGCUGGCCAAAAAGCACCAAGGUCAUCUGGAAAGUUAUGUGUCCCAAAGAUUAAGCCGAGACAAACCAGUUCACAAACAUGAAAAAACACACAUUCAAAAUUGAAUCUGGACUGUGAUGGUUCUUCAACCUCUCGAACCAGUCUGUGUGCAAUAAAGUGUUACUCAAGGGUAAACAAAGGGAAAUUAACACUGAUGUAAAAUAUUGAAUGUUUUCAAGCAGCUAAAUACAUCUACAUGUCAUCAUGUCUUUAAAGAGAAGUGUUCAAAUUCAUAUCAAUAGAUAAUAUAAGAGUUGCUGACGUUUGUUUGUUUUCUUUGUAUGUGUCAGUUUUGAAAACUUCCAAUAGCAAAUGACAAUUGAUUAAAUCUGCAAUACAGAAUUGUGCCGUCAUGUAAAUAUAUUUUUGUAUAUAUUUUAUACAUAGAAUUUGUUUGCGGUGGAUAAUUUAAGUGGCAUAAAUCUACUCAGGCCAGGUGUUUUCAAUGUAUUCCACUCUGUCAUUGUUUGUUAUUUAUCAGUGUAUUUAUAGAUGGUUUUGUUAUUAGCGGUUUAUUAUUUAGCAUAGUAUUAAUAUGUUAGUCUUAUUCUACCUUAUAAAUUACAGGGGCAACAAAAAUACCCAAAAGGUUUCAUGAAUUGAGAAAUAUGUU